AUGGACUGCAAGGUAUUGGUACUUGGUGCAGGUGGUCUAGGAUGUGAGAUUCUGAAAAAUUUGACGAUGUUAGGUUUUGUUACACAGGUUCAUAUCAUAGACAUGGAUACCAUCGAACUGACCAACCUAAACAGGCAAUUCCUCUUCCAUGAUGCAGACAUAGGUAAGGCAAAGGCUCUAGUAGCAGCCCAAUAUAUCAGCUCAAGGUUCCCUCGAUUGCAAGUCGUCUCACAUGUGCAAGAUCUAACCACAUUGCCUCCGAGUUUCUAUAGGGACUUCCAGUUUAUCAUUUCGGGACUGGAUGCCAUUGAGCCCCGCCGCUUUAUCAAUGAAACCCUUGUGAAGCUCACCUUGGAGUCUAAUUACGAAAUCUGCAUCCCCUUCAUAGAUGGUGGAACAGAGGGUCUCAAGGGCCACGUAAAGACAAUCAUCCCAGGCAUCAGUGCAUGCUGGGAAUGCUCCAUCGAUACUUUGCCCUCGCAUCAGGAUACCGUACCGAUGUGUACGAUCGCCAACAACCCCCGCUGCAUCGAGCACAUUGUGGAGUAUGUCUCCACGAUACAGUAUCCUGAACUGGAUAUCGAAUCUGCCCCAGAUGUGAAGCUUCUACUAGAGAGUUGCUACGAAAGAGCUGCGCAAUUCAAUAUUUCUACGGAGAAGCUAUCAACAAAUUUCAUCUUGGGUGUAAUCAAGAAUAUCAUACCCAGCGUCAGUACUACAAACGCAAUGGUAGCAGCCACAUGCUGUACACAGAUGGUGAAGAUUUACAAGGACCUCAUCGACUUGGAAAACGACAAUAACUUCACUUUGAUCAACUGCUCAGAGGGUUGCUUUAUGUACAGUUUUAAGUUUGAGCGGUUACCCGGCUGUCCUGUCUGUUCUUUCAAUCCUCGCUGA
Messenger RNA from Saccharomyces kudriavzevii IFO 1802, 897 nucleotides. RefSeq names its product NEDD8-activating protein UBA3 (gene UBA3). Gene Ontology annotation, molecular function: NEDD8 activating enzyme activity. The transcript has a single exon. Lineage: Eukaryota; Fungi; Ascomycota; Saccharomycetes; Saccharomycetales; Saccharomycetaceae. The coding region runs from base 1 to 897 and encodes 298 amino acids. The record is from RefSeq and is a predicted model, not a curated record. Gene Ontology annotation, biological process: protein neddylation. Gene Ontology annotation, cellular component: nucleus; cytoplasm.